Molecule: messenger RNA, 2409 nt
Organism: Plasmodium berghei ANKA
Lineage: Eukaryota; Apicomplexa; Aconoidasida; Haemosporida; Plasmodiidae
Product: heat shock protein 90, putative
Exons: 1
Coding region: 1-2409 (802 amino acids)
Biological process (GO): protein folding
Cellular component (GO): mitochondrial inner membrane
Molecular function (GO): ATP hydrolysis activity; protein kinase binding; ATP binding
Source: RefSeq, a predicted model, not a curated record
AUGAGUUUGUCAAAAUUAUCAAGGGCGUCUUUACAAUUAAUUAAAGGGUCAUCAGUUUUAGAAAAUAAUGGACGAAAUAAAAUUGGGAAAUUUCAAUUUACAAGAUGUAUGAAUACAAAAUGUGUUCUUAAUAAAAAUAUAUGGAAUGGAAAAAAGAAGAAUGAAUAUAACUUGGAAUAUAAACGAUUGUUUAGUACUUCUGAAAAUUAUGAAUUUAAAGCAGAGACAAAAAAAUUAUUACAAAUAGUUGCUCAUUCUUUAUAUACAGAUAAAGAAGUUUUUAUAAGAGAACUUAUAAGUAAUUCCUCAGAUGCUAUAGAAAAACUUCGAUUUAUGCAAACUGCAUCUAUAAAAGAUGUAGAUCCUAAUAAUAAAGCAGAAGGAAAUAUCAUAGAAAAUACAGAACAACCAUUUUAUAUUAAAGUUUCUACAAAUGAUAAAGAUAAGUUAUUUAUAAUUGAAGAUAAUGGAAUAGGUAUGAAUAAAACAGAAGUCAUAGAAAAUUUAGGAACAAUUGCAAAAAGUGGAUCCCAAAAUUUUAUCAAUGCUUUAAAAGAAAAAGGAGAGUUAAAUAAAAAUUCACAAACAACUGAUAUUAUUGGUCAAUUUGGUGUUGGGUUUUAUUCUACAUUUGUUGUCUCAGAUUUUGUAGAAGUAUUUACUAAAUCCCAUGAAAAGGGCUCAAUAGGAUACCAUUGGAAAUCGGACGGAAAUGGAAAAUUCACAUUAACUGAAGAUAAUAGUAUAGAAAGAGGAACGAAAAUAAUUUGUCAUCUUAAAGAAGCUUGUUCUGAAUUUUCGAAUAUAAAUAAGGUUCAAACUAUUGUAGAAAAGUUUUCUUCAUUUAUCAAUUUUCCUGUAUACAUCUUGAAUAAGAAGCAGACCCCCAUAGAGCCCAAGUCAGUUAGUGAAUCUGAUAAGGUUGGCGAAUCUGAUAAGGUUGGCGAAUCUGAUAAGGUUAGCGAAAUUGAGCAGGUUCAGGAAAUUCUAAUAAAUAGCCAAAAACCGCUUUGGUGCAAAGAUGAAGUAUCAGAAGAAGAGCACAAAAAGUUUUUUAAUUUUUUAAACAAAAAUAAAAGUUAUAGUGAUGAUAAUAAAAGCUAUUUAUAUAAACUUAUGUACAAAACAGAUGCACCAAUGUCCAUAAAGAGUGUGUUUUAUAUUCCUGAAGAAGCACCAUCACGACUUUUUCAACAAAAUUAUGAUAUAGAUGUAUCGUUAUAUUGUAAAAAAGUUUUAGUAAAAAAAUGUGCUGAUAAUAUUAUUCCUAAAUGGCUACAUUUUGUAAAAGGUAUAAUCGAUUGUGAAGAUAUGCCAUUAAAUAUAAGUCGUGAAUCAAUGCAAAAUAGCACAUUAAUGAGUAAACUAUCUCGUAUUAUUGUUACAAAAAUUUUAAAAACCUUAGAAAAAGAAGCUAGUAUUGACGAAGAUAAAUAUUUAAAAUUCUACAAAAAUUUUAGUUAUAAUUUAAAAGAAGGAAUAUUAGAAGAUUCUACAAAAAACAUGUAUAAAAAUGUUAUGAUGAAUUUAUUGAGAUUUUAUUCAGUUAAUCUAAAAAAAUAUAUUUCGAUUAAUGAAUAUAUAAAAAAUUUUAAAAAUACACAAAAAAAUAUUUAUUAUUUUUCUGCAAAUGAUAUAAAUAUAGCUUUAUCAUCCCCAUAUAUGGAAUCUUUUAAAAAUAAACAAGUAGAUGUAUUGUUAUUAUUUGAAGAAAUUGAUGAAUUCGUUCUUAUGAAUUUACAAUCUUAUAAAGAUUCAAAAUUCAUUUCCAUUGAUUCUUCUCAAAAAGAAGAUCUUGACGAAAUUAUUUUAAAUAAUGAAAAUACGGAUAUGAAUACUGCUAAUACUAAUAAUAAUAAUAAUUCUGAUUCAAAUAAUAAUAAAAUACCAUUUACACAAGAUCAGAAACUUGAAUUAGAAAAAUAUAUUAAACAAGUAUUAGGGCCAAAAUGUUCAGAUGUUAAAUUUUCUGAACGUUUGUCUUUAUCCCCUGCAGUUGUUACUGGUUUUCUAUCCCCAACAUUACGUCGAGUUAUGAAAGCUACUAUGAAAAAUUCAGAUAUGAAUGAAAAUAUGUUACAAAAUUUACCUGUAACAUUAGAAAUUAACCCCACGCAUACUAUUAUUACUUCUAUAUAUCAUUUAAAAAAUGCAAAUGAAGAAGUUGCAAAAUUAUUAAUUGAGCAAUUGUAUGAUAAUGCAUGUAUAGCUGCUGGAAUUUUAGAAGACCCUCGCUCUCUUUUAACAAAAUUAAAUGAAUUACUUUUGUUGACUGCUAGGUAUGCAUAUCAUUAUGAAAAAAAAAAUGAUGCAUGUUCAGAAUCUGUAGAUAAAACAGAUGGAAAUAAUAUUAAUGAUAGUGUAAAUGCCAACGUUGAAAAAGUCGAAGAACAUGAUGAUAGAUUCUAA